CAUUUUUGCAUUGUUCCUGGGUCCGGGUUCCCCCUGGUUGCAACCACCUCCGCCCCGCUCCUCCUCCGCCGCUGCGGACUCCGGCAGCUUUAUCGCCAGGGUCCCCCAACUCUCGCUUCUUUUCCAUCCCCCUCAUCGGAUCACCGACGUGCCCCACCAUGUCAGACUCAGCGGUGGACACCAGCUCCGAGAUCACCACCAAGGACUUAAAGGAGAAGAAGGAAGUUGUGGACGAGGCAGAGAAUGGAAGAGACGCCCCUGCUAAUGGGAACGCUAAUGGGGAACUUGGGGAGCAGGAGGCUGACAAUGAGGUAGAUGAAGAAGAGGAAGAGGAGGAGGAAGGUGAUGGUGAAGAAGAGGAUGGAGAUGAAGAUGAGGAUGCUGAGGCCGCCACAGGCAAAAGGGCAGCUGAAGAUGGUGAGGAUGAUGAUGUUGAUACCAAGAAGCAGAAGACUGAGGAGGAUGACUAGACAGCAAAAAAGGAAAAGUUAAACUUAAAAAAAGAAAAAGGCCACCGUGACCUAUUCACCCUCCACUUCCCUCUCAGAAUCUAAACGUGGUCACCUUCCAGUAGAGAGGCCCGCCCGCCGGCCCACCGCAGGCAGUGCCGCCCGCAGAUGACGUGAGCUCUUCACUACCCAACCAAAACCACGAGAAUUUGCAACAGGGGAGGAAAAAAGAACCAAAACUUCCAAGGCCCUGUUUUUUUUCUUAAAAGUA
Nycticebus coucang (slow loris) is the source of this 720-nucleotide messenger RNA. RefSeq names its product prothymosin alpha-like. Gene Ontology annotation, molecular function: histone binding. Gene Ontology annotation, biological process: positive regulation of transcription by RNA polymerase II; negative regulation of apoptotic process. Lineage: Eukaryota; Metazoa; Chordata; Mammalia; Primates; Lorisidae. The transcript has a single exon. The record is from RefSeq and is a predicted model, not a curated record. Gene Ontology annotation, cellular component: nucleus. The coding region runs from base 159 to 470 and encodes 103 amino acids.